AUGGUUUCACGGCAUCUAUGGGCAUGCUUCUAUUUUCCAAGACGUUGGGUAGCAUAUUGUGUUUCGUUGUGGCUCGGAGCGUUCUUCCAGCCACAAGAAAAAGCAGCGUUUUGGCGCAUCCAACAGUGGCCCGCGUCGAUCGCAUUUUGGCGAGCAGUCCCAUUUACUAUGGGAAACUCGCAAAAAAAUCGCAG
Messenger RNA from Cladocopium goreaui, 194 nucleotides. Lineage: Eukaryota; Dinophyceae; Suessiales; Symbiodiniaceae. The record is from the annotation of a GenBank genome assembly.